GAGAGCGACAAGAAGAUCUGAUCCGCAACAUCUCAUACCUGGUACCUCCUUCCUUCUCAAAAAUGACGAGCACAGCCUUCUCCAUGAGGGCCAUCACCCGUGCCUCCUUCAGCGCAGCAGCCUUCCGCCAGAUCGCCCCUCGCACCGGCACCCGCACCCUCGCUACCAAAGCCGUCUCCCACCCCGAUCCCUCCGACACCUCCGCAUCCGCAAAGCUGAUCGAGCAGCACAAACCCUAUGCUUUGACAACCUACGCCCGCCCCAACCUUGUCUUCACCAAGGGUGAGGGAUGCUAUGUUUGGGAUAUGGAGGGGAGGAAGUACAUUGAUUUCACCGCCGGUAUUGCUGUGAAUGCUUUGGGACAUGGUGAUAAGGAGAUUGCGAAGAUUGCGUAUGAGCAGGCGCUCGAGUUGAUCCAUGUUUCGAACCUGUACCAUAACAAGUGGGCUGGUGAGCUUGCGAAGACUUUGGUUGAGACCACGAAGGAGCAGGGGGGUAUGCAUGGUGCCGCCAAGGUCUUCUUUUCGAACAGUGGAUCGGAGGCGAAUGAGGGUGCUAUCAAGUUUGCCCGUAAAGUUGGAAAGAUCGUGGGCGGAGAAGACAAGAUCGGGAUCGUGUCGUUCAAGAACGCCUUCCAUGGCAGGACCAUGGGUUCUUUGUCCGCGACUCCCAACCCGAAGUACCAAGCUCCCUUUGCGCCCAUGGUCCCGGGAUUCUCUGUCGGAGAGUUCAACAAUGUUGAACAAAUCAACACCCUCAUCACCGAGAAAACCUGCGGCGUCAUCGUCGAACCCGUCCAAGGUGAAGGUGGAAUCUUCGCCGGUUCGGUCGAGUUCCUCUCCGCACUCCGCAAACGCUGCGACGAAGUCAACGCCGUCCUCAUCUACGACGAAAUUCAAUGCGGUCUCGGACGAACCGGUGACCUCUGGGCUCACACUAUCCUCCCCAAAGACUGUCAUCCAGACAUCUUGACCAUGGCCAAACCACUGGCGAAUGGAAUCCCGAUUGGCGCAAUCAUGGUCAACAACAAAGUCGCUGACGCAGUCAAGAUCGGAGACCACGGUACCACUUUCGGCGGAAACCCCUUCGCGUGCCGUAUCGCCCACCACGUAUUCACCCGCCUCGCGUCCCCCUCCCUCCAAUCAAACGUCCGCACCAUGUCCACCAUCCUCAAAUCCAAACUCGAAUCAUACCAGAAGAAAUAUCCGACCCUCAUCACUGACAUCCGUGGCCGUGGAUUAUUGAUGGGGAUGCAGCUCGCUAUUGAUCCCACGCCGGUCGUGGGGUUGGCGAGGGAGAGGGGGUUGUUGAUUAUUACGGCGGGGAACAAUACGGUUAGGUUUGUGCCGCCGCUUGUUAUUACGGAGAAGGAGUUGGAAGAGGGGUUGAAGAUUGUUGAGGAGGCGCUUGGGGAGAUGGCGAAGAACAUGUAGAUCAUUUGAGAGAAAGCUGGGACCGGAAAGUUCCUGAGGCAUUUAUAGAGGCUGAAAAGCGGGUAUAGGCGUAGCAUAUUACACGGAAAUGUAAUAUACCAUCGGGAAUCUC
This is a messenger RNA of Saitoella complicata NRRL Y-17804, 1545 nucleotides long. RefSeq names its product acetylornithine and succinylornithine aminotransferase. Gene Ontology annotation, cellular component: mitochondrial matrix. The transcript has a single exon. Lineage: Eukaryota; Fungi; Ascomycota; Saitoellomycetes; Saitoellales; Saitoellaceae. Gene Ontology annotation, biological process: arginine metabolic process. Gene Ontology annotation, molecular function: pyridoxal phosphate binding; transaminase activity; identical protein binding. The record is from RefSeq and is a predicted model, not a curated record. The coding region runs from base 63 to 1433 and encodes 456 amino acids.